Messenger RNA from Formica exsecta, 8562 nucleotides. It is a transcript of the gene cut, whose product is annotated as homeobox protein cut. Gene Ontology annotation, molecular function: DNA-binding transcription factor activity, RNA polymerase II-specific; DNA binding. The record is from RefSeq and is a predicted model, not a curated record. The transcript has 9 exons. Gene Ontology annotation, biological process: regulation of DNA-templated transcription. The coding region runs from base 2398 to 7242 and encodes 1614 amino acids. NCBI's taxonomy places the organism in Eukaryota, Metazoa, Arthropoda, Insecta, Hymenoptera, Formicidae.
UCUAUUACUUGUAACCAUUUAAAAGUUUUUAUAGACAACUGUCAUUUACAAAUGUUUACUUAACUUUGCUGUUUCAAUGCUCCGUCUGUCUUUUCCUUUCCCUUACGUCUCAUCUAGUGCUCUUCUUCUGUCACAAUUUAAAAAAGUUCCAAGAAAAAAUAUUUAUUUCUAUCGGGUUUAAUAAAAUUUAAUCAGGUUUAUUUCAUAAUCAAGCGUCCGAUUUAUCUUUAGACAGUUGCUCACAGUUUACUCUGAUUAUUGUUGACAUGAAUGAUUUUCAAUUUUACUCAGUCGAAUCAUUAAUAGAAAUUAUUGGCAUCUGACAAAAGAUCGCAACAUGCUUGUAUAAUCCGGAUUUUUUUUUUUUUUUUUUUUGACAGAAUAUAAUAUUUAUUAUAUAAUAUUUAUUUGCAUUGUCAAGAUGAAGAAUUUUCGCGGACUUGAGAGUAAGGAAGCAAAAAAAAAGUAGAGAGAGAAGAUAAAAAAUUUAAAAAAUGGAACAGACCGAUAGAUGGAACGAAAGGGAGAUAGAUCGGAUGGAAAGGAUGGGAAAUCAGAAGAAAAAGAGGAAGGAACGAAGAAGGGAACUAGCGAUCGGCAGGGGUUGGAAAGGGCGGUCGGGGAGUUGAAAAUAUGAGAUCCGCUCUGGUAGGGACCACCUAGCCAGCCUCCGUUUCUUUCCGCGGCUUCCCACUCCUUCCCGCGGCUUAUCCCUACUAGCGCGGUAUCCUUACCGAGAUCAGACGGCGCGUGAGCGUAGUAGGGUUGCUCGCAGAGUCCGAGAUUGGUCGCGUGGGGGGUUGGUCUACCCUCACUAUGUGCCACAGACUCCGCCUGCUCCCCACUAUUUGCUCCGCGCCUCCUCCAGGCAUUGCAUCGGUCGUCCGGUAGCUCUUAGUUUCAGGUUAGGAGCCUGCUAGGACGGGUCUCGUUCUCUCUUCUUGAGGUCAUCCGGACGAGAGCGAACUGAAGGGUUCGCAACGGUUCGGGUACGCCAGUGGAACCACGAAACGAGGAAAAAGGGAAAGAAAAAAAAAAGGGAGGAUACGGAAAAACGCAGCCGUCUCUUAUCAUUUGGCCUAUCGAUAGGAGGAAAUAUCGGACGUGACAUCGAGCUUGCUAUCAGAUCGAUAUCGAUGAGAUUCAAGAGACUCUGUCGCAGAACGGAUUACGAGAAAAACAGAUUUCGAAAUCGCGUGGCGUAUCAAUCGAGUGUUGCAUCAAGUGUCACCAAAGUGUUCCGAAUCUCCAAGUGAUAUACCUCGUGACUGGAGGAGACUCGUCGUGAUUGUUUUUUUUUUUUUUUGUGUUGUCGACUGUGCGCGAGUGUCACGAACUGGAUCCUCGUUGGCGCGAGUGAGUAAACAUUUGAUCUGUUCCGUGCCGUGUGAUGCGGCAGCGUGUUGAGAUCUGCUCGCAUUAUCGAUACGUGGACGACAACGGCGAGAGUUCAGCAUUAAUAUCGGCGAAUUACCAUCUGUGAGAGACUCUUCGCAAAAAACGAGUUCGCGGAUGGCCCGGUCCAGGAACACCGCGAUCCUCUAAUAGUGGUGACUAAUGACACGGUGACGAAUGAUACGGAUCAUCACGAUCCGUCGAUCGAGGAAGAUCGAGACAUUUAUCGGCACAAUAGUGGUGAUAAUGCCGUGGUACCGAGCACGUUUUCGACAAACGUGAAACUACCGUCAGAAUUGCUAGUGUCGUUGUGUUCUAGUUGUUUGAUUCUCAACGUUACGUGGACGAAUCGCGACGCGCUACAUGUUAGUCCCGAUGAUCGGCUCGGACCACAGAUCGAUAGAUAGAAAAAUCGAUGGAGAAAUUUCACUUAGACUAAAUCGAUAGAUAAAAUACAUACUCUGUGCGAGUGACAAUUAUCAAACGCUUGUAAAACGUACGGCCGUCGAAAGUUAUCGAAAGGGUAAACUCAUGAAGAUCGAAUGCACGCCGCCACGAUAGAGUGUCAGUCCGGCGAUGUUGAUCGCCAGGCAAUAACACGAAAGUGUAAAUCGCUAAGUGGACGCGUGACACGCUUCGCGCUACGCCGUCAACUGCCAGUGAGAGACGCUACCGACGGAACCGCCGCCUAAAACGUGUUCCCCGAGCACGACCGGCAACUCCGGAGGCGGCGGCGGAGACGGCGGCGAAGGCGGCAAACGAGGAAGAGCUGUUUCGCGCCCGCCGGAGAAGCUCGAAGCCGUCAAAGUGGCUUCGUCACUGGGGCUCCAGGGGCCUUCAGCGCCGAUCGGGGCCCAACUACUGGCUACUGGUGGUUCGGAGGAUGCGCCGACCGCGACCGUGUACCACGCCAAUCUGGUAGCCGGUAGCAACACCUCCGUCGUGACUGCGGCGCUCCAGCAGCCCUUAUUAGCGGGUCUAAACUCGGCGGCAUUGGCCAGCAUGCAGGCCUCCGCGGAGGCCAACUCGCGGAAUAUAACGACCAUGGAAUGGCUCUACAAAAAGGAGCCCUUAUUCACGCUCGCCCACUUCUGGCAACAGAGAGCGACUUCGGCGGAGAAAGAAAUAGCCGCACUGAAAGAACAGCUCGCCGCAACGAAUGACAGCAAUUCCAAGACUGAGGGACACCAAUUGUCCCAGCCUCCGCAGGGAAGCGAUCAACAGCAGGUACACGAUGCCAGCAAUCCCAGAAGGACGCCGAACAGCAACCUCGAGCAGGAACUGCAGGCCAAAGACAAAGAGAUUAACCAGUUGGUCGAGGAGGUAUCCAGGCUACAGCAGAGUCUGCAACGCCUUCAGGAGACAAGCGCGCAAGCAACGGCGCGGCUCGAAGAGGAACUCGAGGUGCGCAGGCAGCACAUCAGCAGACUGGAGAGCAAAUUGGAACGGCAGAGGGAUUAUGAUGACCUGAAGCGCGAAAUCAGCGUGCUGAGGUCAGUCGACCUCUCGCAGAUACCAACCGGCGAACCUGGAAAGAGCUUGGAGCAUCUUCUUAUGGAGCGCUUCAAGGCGCUUCAGCAAGCCGAGAAUCUGAAACCCUCCAACACACCCGACGCACUCGGUGGAUUAUCGUCACCCCUGCAGCGCGCCUCGACCGCCUCGCCCCACGGGGUCGGAGGUGUGCCACCUACAUCCCAUGUGUCCUCCCAACAACCACCGCCACCGCCUCCGACAGCAGUCUCUAUCCCUCCACGUUCCACCCCGACGCCCUCUUCGGCCACUUCGACGACUUCGAGCCUCCUUUUCCCGCCACCCCUCCAGAACGUCGAGACUUUUGGCUCGUUUCUCGGUGAAGAAAUCGUUGCCAAUUGGAGGCGGACGUUGGAAAGGUCUAUCAUGAAUCAGCAGCAGCAGCAACAACAUCAGCAGCAGCAACAACAACAACAGCAACAGCAGCAACAAUCACAGCCAUCUCAAUUAAGUCAGUUAGCUCAACAGCAACAACAAUUGCAACAAGUUCAGCCGCACAUGGGUUUGCAUCCGCCAACAACGCCAAGUAGUUUAAAUCAUCUUCCAUCACCGAGCGCGGAUCCGUCGUCCACCUCGAAUACCCCGGCAAAGUCGAAUACGCCGAUCGGUACGGUGUCCCUGGGUAAUUUAGACGUCACCGAGAAGGCGCCAACGCCGGUGUCGGUACACGAGACGCCGGCACCACCGACGCCAUCCUCCACAACCGCCUUAACAUCACCGCCGAGCUUCCAACCACCACCGACGUCGAUGGUGGAGACCAGCACCCCUUCGGCAUCUAUCAACGGCGGCGGUCUCACCCCCGGUGUGCCGAGCGCACCGCCCCCGAAGAGUCCGGCCGACCAAGAAUCAUGUCACAAUAAUAACAACAGCCAUCAUCUAGCGAACAAUAACAUCGGCGGUCUAAGUGUUCUCGAGACGCUCAAGAGUCCGUUUCGAUUCGACGAUCGAACGUAUCCGUUUCGAUUCGGCGAUGAGUUUGGGGCCGCCGGUAUGGCCGGUCGGCUGGGCGAAUCCCUCAUUCCAAAGGGCGAUCCCAUGGAGGCGAGGCUCCAGGAGAUGUUGCGUCACAAUAUGGACAAGUACGCCUCGCAAAAUCUCGACACUCUUCACAUAGCGAGGCGGGUGCGCGAGCUAUUGUCGAUACAUAAUAUCGGUCAGAGGCUGUUCGCCAAGUAUGUUCUCGGACUAAGUCAAGGCACGGUCAGCGAGUUACUAAGCAAGCCCAAGCCCUGGGACAAGCUAACCGAGAAGGGCCGCGAUAGCUAUCGGAAGAUGCACGGCUGGGCUUGCGACGAGAACGCCGUAUUGCUGCUCAAGUCCUUGAUCCCCAAGAAGGAGUAUGUUUCAGGCAAGGAGCAGGGAAUGCCAGCAUUUGCACGUGGACCACAGGAUGGUGGUCCGCCGGAAAUAAAUGACGAAAGAUUGGCGCAUAUUCUCUCGGAGUCGAGCCAUAUGCAAAUGAGAGGCGAGCAUGAGGUAUCGAACGACGCUGAUAGCAAGAGCCCGAGUAGGAUCGGUUGUCCGAGUCCGUUUAACAAAGACAGACUGGACAGCCAAAACAGGAGACUGAAGAAGUACGAGAACGAUGACAUUCCUCAGGAGAAGGUGGUGAGAAUUUACCAGGAGGAGCUGGCUAAACUGAUGGGCAGGAGAGUAGAGGACCUUCGCCCGCGAGAGUUUUCUAGUGCGAUCUUUCCACAUUUUUUCAGUGGCACUCAAGGUGGUCUUCAAGGUAUCGAGCGCACUCAGGAAGACAUUCGAAUGGCAUUGGAUGCUUAUCAUCGUGAGCUUCAAAAAUUGAACGCUGCACCAGGUCAGAAUCCGUCGAUGGCCGGAUUGCCAGGAUUACCUGGGCUUCCGGGCUUGUUGGCGCUUCAGCAGCAAGCUCUUCAGCAACAUCAUUUAGCCGCUAAUGGCGGCGGCGGCGGUGGCGCUGUUCAAGAUUUGAGUUUAGGCAAAAUAGAUCCGCGCAAUAAAAUGAUAAACGGCGUCUCGGAGGAGGAGAAAGAAAAGAUGGAAGAGGCGAUGAGACAUGCCGGUAGCGCUUUUUCCUUGGUGAGGCCGAAGCAGGAAUCGACGGGCCCUCAAUCAACACCCGGCGGUUCCAGCGCGAGUUCUCCCCUGGGCAAUUCCAUACUUCCCCCUGCGAUGACACCUAACGAAGAGUUCGCCAGUGCGGCGGCAGCCAGUCCCUUGCAGAGGAUGGCUUCUAUCACAAAUAGUCUGAUAAGUCAACCGUCCACACCAACCCAUCACUCGGCCAACCAAAGGCCUUUAAAAGCUGUGCUUCCUCCGAUUACGCAGCAGCAGUUCGACAUGUACAAUAAUCUAAACACUGAAGAUAUCGUGAAAAGGGUGAAAGAACAGCUGUCUCAAUAUUCGAUUUCGCAGCGGCUAUUCGGCGAGUCGGUAUUGGGUCUGUCUCAGGGAUCAGUGUCGGACCUCCUCGCGCGUCCCAAACCAUGGCACAUGCUGACUCAAAAAGGUCGCGAGCCCUUUAUUCGUAUGAAGAUGUUUCUUGAGGACGACAACGCAGUACACAAGUUGGUCGCAAGCCAGUACAAAAUCGCUCCAGAGAAGCUGAUGAGGACCGGCGGCUACGGCGGCCUGCCUCGUAAGUUUAACUCAGCGUGUGGAACACCAAUGAAACCUAUGCCGCCGACGAAACUCGUACAAGAACAGCUACAAAACGCAGCGAAGGCGCAGGCCGCCGCUCAAGCAGCUGCGCAAGCAGCGGCGGCGCAGCAUCAGCAGGAGAAUCAGAUGCAGCUCGGCCCGCCUCAGCAAAGUCCUCAGCUUCCGCAACAUCCGCAACCGCCGCCACCGAUGAUGUUGACCCCGCCCGGACCUCAUCAUCCGCACACUCAGCUCAGCAUGCAGGAACUGCAAAAGAAACAACAACAGCAGCAGCAACAAAUGUCACUGCAUUCGCCGCAUCAUCAGAUGGCACCGUCACCUCUUCGAAGUCUUCAUCCGCAUAUUUCACCAAGCGUAUACGAGAUGGCCGCUCUUACGCAGGAUCUCGACACACAGACGAUUACCACGAAAAUCAAGGAAGCGUUAUUGGCGAACAACAUCGGCCAGAAGAUCUUUGGCGAAGCAGUUCUCGGUUUAUCGCAGGGCUCCGUUAGCGAGCUGCUGAGCAAACCGAAACCGUGGCAUAUGCUCAGCAUAAAAGGCCGGGAACCUUUCAUCAGGAUGCAGCUUUGGCUGUCAGAUGCGCACAAUAUCGAUCGACUCCAGGCGUUGAAGAACGAACGACGGGAGGCAAACAAGAGACGACGCAGUAGCGGUCCAGGUCACGACAAUAGUUCUGAUACUUCGAGCAACGAUACUGCCGAGUUUUAUCACGCGGCAUCACCUGGCCCGGGACCCACUACCGGCAAAAAGCAGCGUGUUCUCUUCUCGGAAGAGCAGAAGGAGGCUCUCAGACUCGCCUUUGCUCUGGAUCCAUAUCCCAACGUGGCCACUAUUGAAUUCCUUGCCGGUGAACUCGCCCUGUCUUCAAGGACGAUAACGAAUUGGUUUCACAAUCAUCGAAUGAGACUGAAGCAACAGACACCGCAUGGCCAGCCGGAGCCGCAAUCGCCGCGAGAACCCGGCCAACCAUUCGACCCCGUUCAAUUCAGAUUGCUAUUGAACCAAAGAUUGCUGGAGAUUCAGAAGGAGAGACUAGGUUUAGGAAAUGUACCCUUACCUUAUUCUCCGUAUUUUAAUCCCAACUUGGCGGCUCUGGUGGGUAACGCGCUGAAAGAACAAUGUUCCGGCCUCGAUCUCUCGAUGAACGCCCUGAAGAGAGAACCGAAUCAGGAAUUUGAAGAUGAGGAUGUUGAAGACGCGAUGAGUAAUCUCGGUAGCGAAGAUUCGGAGGGUUCGGCCGGCAGUAUAAAGAGGGAGCCCACAGAAACGCCGACGGCACCCACGACGGUCAGGUCCAAUAGGAGGAAACCCGCGGCACCGCAAUGGGUUAAUCCGGAGUGGCAAGAACCGACGAGAGCAGGUGACGAAGUCAUCAUUAACGGCGUUUGCGUGAUGCAAACGGAUGACUACGGUGUGAAAAGGGAGACUGAGGAGACCAUAAGAGUCGAGCCAACCCCGGUGCAGGACCGAUACGAGGAGGAUGUCCAGAGUGAUGUUUCCUCCGUAUCCGGCAACAAUGGGGCUGAUCGGGAUAGUCCACUGCCCAGUCCAAAAUCCGGUCAGAAUAGUCCAACGACGUCGCUUAGACCGCCGUCGGCGCAACAAACGCAACAGUCCACGGAGGGAAGUCCGAAGGACGUGGUAAAGCACGAACCCGAGGAAACGUGGGAUUACUAGAACAAUUUGGGACAUGAAAUUUCAUGGGAUUAUCCGCGAACUCGGUGUUUCCUUCUCGAAGAAUGGAGAUCGAAUGAGGUUUCCGACGUGUCUUCAGAGUCAUAUUGUUGAGAUAUGCCAAAACGACGCUUUAUAAGAAAAGACGUUCCGCGAGUUCACGAUAUCCAUCGGUCUAAUUAAGUUUUAAACGAGGAAACCAGUUAUAGGACUCGAUCGUAUGCGAGUCCUGCCUACCACGAGGGCAUUAUCAUAGAGAGAGGCGAACCGCGAAAGUCUAGGACAUUCUUGAAGGAUGUUACCGAACAGAAACGAGGGGAUAUCUUGAUCGAUUUAGACGAGGCGCCAAGAGAACGAAAGGAUCAAAACUGAACGGAGCUCAAUCAAAAGGACCUCACAUUGUGACGUUUUCUACGCGGCAAGUGGUACGAAAUCGGUGUCGGUGCGCGUCGGUGCGAAAUCGUAUCAUUUACGAAGACUGUGAAAUACAACAGAGCCGGCUGUGGGAUGACGACGGGCUCUCGUUGCAAUUCGCUCGAAAUUCGAGAGAACCCCGGCUGCUUUCGCUUUCAAAUGUAAUCUCUCCUCAAAGAUGGAUGAUAUGAUAUCGUAUCAUUCCGGAGGUGAGGAGACGAGUGGACUAGAUGAUGCACGGAAAACGGAGGUGGUCUGGGUUCGCUACACAGUGCAAUCUCCCAGUAACUAAUUGUUAGAUCGAAUUAUUAUUAAUUUUUAAUGAAAAAUUGCGCGCGACGGAAAACGGCCGAUUAAUUAUUGCAUAAUUGUGAUUCAUGUUAUUGUUUAUACUCGCCUCCCUAUCCCCCAUAGUGAUCAAGCUGUUAAUGUUAUAUACUCCUCUCUCUCCGUCUCUCUCACUUUUUCCAAUUACGUACCUUUUUACCAUUUUCGGUUAAAAAGUUUGACAUUUCCCUUUUCUCCUUCUCUUUUUCCCUACUUCUUGCUCUUAUCCGUCUAUUUAUAAAAUUGCGAGGAGAAUGAUCACUUAAGAGACCGUUACCAAUGUUAUUAUUAUCACUGCUAUUAUAAUUACGAAUUAUUAAUAUUAUUAUUAUUAUAUAAUUAUCAUUAUAAAAUAUUCUCAGUUGUCAAAAAAUAUUGUCAUCGAUUAUUAUUACGUUAAUAUGUUGAACGGCAUGCAGAAUGUAUAAAAUACCAAAAAGAAGUAAAUUUAUUCGUUUCUCGAAAUGAUUAUUUAAACUUCCUUUUUCUAUUUGUUGGAAACUAUUAGCUGCGCUAGAACAAUUGGUUAUGAAUAUCUUUGAUAAUUUUUAUUUAAAAUUAUUCUGAUUAUUCUGAUUAUUC